AUGUCCCACGAUAACAACACCAACAGGCUUGACGCCGCGGGCGGACUCCAGCCGCCGUCUCCCGAUCUCCCACACAAAGAGAACGAGGACGAGGGUACCAUUGUCGACACCGAGUCGCUGUCCAGCGACACGACCGCCCGCGCCAAGCAGGAAGGCAUCAAGCCAGCCUUCCUCGCCAAAGUGGAGGUGCUCAACCACGCCAUUGCUGAGAUCGGCAUGGGCCGAUACCAGUACGAGCUAUUUGUCUCGGGCGGUUUCGGGUGGUUUGCGGACAACAUUUGGCUGCAGGGUAUUGCCAUUAUCAUGCCCGCCGUCGCCAACGAGUGGCGUGGCUACCCCACCGUCCGUCUUGCCACCCUCGCGCUGUAUGUGGGCCUCAUCAUUGGAGCCACCUUCUGGGGAUGUUCCUGCGACAUUAUUGGUCGCCGCCUUGCCUGGAACAGCACCUUGUUCAUUGGAGCCGUGUUUGGUAUCGCUGCGGGCGCAGCCAACAACUUUGUGACCUUCUGCGCCAUGAUCGCCUGCUGCGGAUUUGGAGUAGGAGGCAACAUGCCAGUGGACGGCACCAUGUUCCUCGAGUUCCUCCCUGGAAGCCACCAGUACCUCCUCACCCUGCUGUCGGUAUGGUGGGCGGUCGGCCAGGUGGUCGCUUCUCUGAUCGCCUGGGGCUUCCUCGCCCGCUGGGGCUGCGAGACGCCUGCGGCUGGAACCUUCUGCAAGAAGGAGGACAACAUGGGCUGGCGUUACACGUACUACACCCUUGGCGCCAUGAUGCUGUUCCUCUGGGCUGUGCGCUUCUUUGUGCUUCCCGUGUACGAGUCGCCCAAGUUCCUCGCCUCGAUUGGCAAGGACCACGAGGCCGUCGAGGUCAUUCACAAGAUGGCUAAGCGCAAUGGAAAGACUGUCGAGUUGACGGUCGACGACCUGUACCGCGCUGCCGCCCCGCAUCUCACGGCCGACGAAAAGCUCGCGCAGGAGAAUGACCGUUCAGCCACCACCAAGUUCUCCACCUGGGAGCUGGUCAAGAACUCGUUUGACAACCUUAGUGCCGACCACGUCACUGCUCUGUUCUCCACCAAGCGCCUGGCCUGGUCCACUACGCUCAUCACAUUCUGCUACGCCGCUCUCGGUCUCGCGUACCCGCUCUACAAUGGUUUCCUCGGCACAUACCUCGCCCAGAAGAACGCCGAGCUCGGCAACAUGAACCUCAAUGACACCUACGCCUCGUACACUUACCAGGCCGCUUGCGGUAUUCCUGGCUCGAUCGUGGCUGCCUUCAUGGUUGACUGGUCGCGCUCAGGACGCAAGGUCGCCAUGGCCGUCUUCACCCUCUGCGCAGGCAUCUUCCUGUUCGGUUUGACGGCCUCCAGGACCCAGGUCCAGGUCAACGCCCUUACCUCGAUGGCGGCGUUCUUCGAGAAUGCCUUCUACGGCGUUCUGUACGGAUACGCGCCCGAGCUCUUCCCUACCCCGUCUCGCGGUACCGGUGACGCCAUCUGCUCGGCCGCGAGUCGCAUCACCGGUCUCUUCGCCCCCAUCAUUGCCGUCUACUCCAAGGCGGCUCUCACUCCCAACGGACCCGUGUACGCGUCUGCGUCGAUCUUUGUCGCCACUGCCUGUGUCAUGUUGCUCCUUCCUGUGGAGACGCGCGGCAGGACGGCUCUGUGA
This is a messenger RNA of Apiotrichum porosum, 1668 nucleotides long. RefSeq lists its product as uncharacterized. Gene Ontology annotation, biological process: transmembrane transport. The transcript has 4 exons. Gene Ontology annotation, molecular function: transmembrane transporter activity. The record is from RefSeq and is a predicted model, not a curated record. The coding region runs from base 1 to 1668 and encodes 555 amino acids. NCBI's taxonomy places the organism in Eukaryota, Fungi, Basidiomycota, Tremellomycetes, Trichosporonales, Trichosporonaceae.